This is a messenger RNA of Pocillopora meandrina, 2572 nucleotides long. NCBI's taxonomy places the organism in Eukaryota, Metazoa, Cnidaria, Anthozoa, Scleractinia, Pocilloporidae. The record is from the annotation of a GenBank genome assembly.
AAAGAGAAAGAUUUCGGUUUUUUUAACACUUCCAAGCUAUAAUGUUACGUCGCCGUUAUACCUCGAUCGCGGAAGAACCAGAAGUCGAGAAGAACUCAGCGAGAGGAGUGGAAAGUGCCGGUAAGCCACUUUAGAUCACAACAUACGUUUAAAAUAAACAAACACGAGCUUAAUUCGCCAUGAACAAAGAAUAACGAAUCUUGGAAACAAUUUAAAUCUGCCCAGAGGGUACGAUUUUCCCAUGCUAAAACCUAGUUACGCUAACAUCAAAAGAUUGCCAAGCUGUACUGUUUUGUUUCUAUGCGGGGAGGGAUAUUUAUUGUGUCCUAAAUGUAUCAUUUCAAAUCCUCAUUGGGAGUUAGUCAAGUUAACUUCACGCUUUAUGAACAGAAAGCCCUUAUCUUUUAAGGAAGUUUUAGUUCUUUUUUUAAUUACUAUUGGGUAUCAACAGUGGAAUUUCUAAAUCCUCAAGCCGAUGACAAACGCGAAAGAAAACAAAACAAUUAAAUAGAGAACCAAACGUGCUAUGUAAUAGCUAAACUCUGAACACUGACCAUUAGUUACGGUUGGACAAAUUUCAAGAUCUAUGUAUUUAGAAACAAACUUUUAAGCUCGUUAAACGCGAGACGUAUUGGCGUUUCUUGUCUCUUUCAGUCAAUCAAAUAAUUGAGAACUGACAGUGUAUUUCACAUAAAUAAAAAUUUUCAGACCAUUUGCAGCGCAAGGUAUUUAGUGAUAUCAUUUCUCUAAACCUAACACAAUUAAUUGCUAUACUAUCGUUCAGUUGUGAAGUUUGUUACUAUGUACUCAAUGGAGAUGGAAACUUCGUUUGUUCCAAGUGCGAAGAUAUUUGGUUUUGGUACAAUUUGUAUUAUUAAGACAAGAUUUCAACACUAUCUAACAGUAAAAGAUUAAACUAGAUUUCACAAUGCGCGCUUCAGUUCUAAGGUGAGAAGCCACAAAAAGUACAUAAACGUUUAUUAGAUCUCUUAAUUUUGUUUUUUUUAAGAGAAUGCUGCACUUUCAGUUGACGCAAAGACGAGCGAGGAAAAAAGUCCAAGCAGUAGCACAGAGAACGGCGAGUUGUUGAGACGAUUUCUGUCGCUUAAACCUACUAAAUCUUCGACUUCGGCUUUGAGCGAGGACGAAUCGGGAAGUGAUCGGUAUUCGAUUUCCGACGACGAAUACAUCUUCGCCGAUGACGAAGAUAACCCGGACUUAAACAAACCUCUGGACAAAGACAAACAUUUGUCAGCUAAAAAAAACAAUAAUGAUGUCAAAAAUGUAUCUAAAAAGGAAGAGGAGGCCUUGAAAUCCUCAAAACUGACUCCUGAUCAAAUUCGUGAAGUCAAAGAAGCUUUUCAUGUGUUUGACACCAAUGGUGAUGGUUGUAUCACAGCAACAGAGCUGAAGAAAUUGGUAACUUCCCUUGGGUACAACAUAACAGAGGCGGAACUCAUGGAUAUGAUGAACCAAAUAGGUGAGAAUAGAAUUACCCAGGGGUAGUGGGGGGGGGGGAAGAAUUUGCCUGGCAGAAAGGUUGACGAGGAGGCUGGGAAGAAAUAUUUGGCUAUACAAAAAGCCAAUCACUUGGUGACCAAAAGUAAGUUCAGUUUCUCUCUGUUAUUUAGAUGCAGACGGAAAUGGUGCUAUCGACUUCCCCGAAUUCCUCGCGCUUAUGUCGAAAAACCUAGAUGAUUGCGAUCCUGAAGACAUUCUACGCGAGUCCUUCAAGGUUUUCGACCGAGAUGGCAGCGGUUUUAUUGGAGUCGCAGAACUCGACCGAGUCUUCAAGCUCCUCGGUCAGGACUUUAAAGAUUACGAAAUCGAGGCUAUGGUAAAAGCCGCUGACGCCGAUGGUGAUGGGCUCGUGGGCUACGACGAUUUUAUGACGAUGAUGAAUGUCUGAAUGAAGGGUUCUUAGUUUCGUGUGAUCAGAGACAAUUUCUCCCAAGAAAUGUAGUAGAUUGCCAAGAAAGCGAGUGGGGAUACUGACAAAAACAAUCAUCUUUGACAUCUUGCAUGGAACUCGCCCCAAAUUUUUAAAUUUAACGUCGUGUGUAAGGUGCAAAACUCGGAAAAAGUUGAAGUAAGACACUAAAAUCUCUUCCAAAAGAAAAACUAGAAAAGUUAAAGAUCAGUAACAUAGGAGUGGUCUCCUUUGCAGCCAUUCUUUAGGAUAACACGCAACGAUCCCAUUAAAUGGCAGCGAAAGAACCUGGUGCGCUUUUUUAUUGAGUGUCGUAAAGCCAAACUAAAGUAUUCACAACAGCCAAUCAGAUGAAAGGAAAUAUCACAAGGAGCCAAUGAGAACUAAGAGAACUCAAGAAACGACCAAGAUGACCAAUUCGUGAUUGGUUUAGUUUUGAAUCUGAUUGAUUCCGAGAAUGGCGCGAGUUUUAUCAACCAAUCACAGAGCGAAGCAACCCAAAACUGAGCAAUCCCGAAUACUUUUGACAACAAACUGAUAAUUGCUUUAAAAAGCUGGCACAAGCGCGAAUUUCAUUUUUAUGUACGGGAUGACAAAAAGAGUUUUUUGUUUUGUUAUUUUAGGCCCUAAAUGUUGAAACGU